UACCGGAAGGAAACUAAAGACGAAAUGGAGGUGCAUGUAUGAGCCCGUUCCAUAGUUCUUCCUGGAACAGCACAUAGUUCCAAUUUUACCGACGAAAGUACAUAGCAAUACAAACUGGCGUACAUACCAUGAAUAAAUGACGAAGAACCGCUAUGAAUGUUUAUUUGCAGUGGAAAAGGAAUGUAAAAGUAGAAAAACUGAAUCAGAAAAUAGUAGGCGCUUGCACUCAGGUGGACAGUGCUGCACUUAGGUGA
This is a messenger RNA of Acanthoscelides obtectus, 254 nucleotides long. Lineage: Eukaryota; Metazoa; Arthropoda; Insecta; Coleoptera; Chrysomelidae. The record is from the annotation of a GenBank genome assembly.